Messenger RNA from Bombyx mori (domestic silkworm), 5126 nucleotides. RefSeq names its product DNA transposase THAP9. NCBI's taxonomy places the organism in Eukaryota, Metazoa, Arthropoda, Insecta, Lepidoptera, Bombycidae. The record is from RefSeq and is a predicted model, not a curated record. The transcript is spliced from 8 exons. The coding region runs from base 3043 to 3957 and encodes 304 amino acids.
UAUAAUAACCGGCAAACUUCUUGAGCAUUUGUUGACGUAGUGGGGGUAAGUUUGCGCAUGGUACACUCACGUGCAAAAACAUUACUUACUCUGCGUCAUAAUGCUAUUAAAUUAUUAAAAUCAACAUAUGUAUUUAUUCAUAUAUUUAUUAGAACAUCAACAAAACAUAUAGGUUAAUAAUUGUAAUAAUUUAAUCUUGGGGUAAAAUAGAUAUUCCUUCUAUUAAGUCAAAACUAGAGCUGUUGCCAGGUCUUGGUUCAGUUGAAGCGAAGCUGGUAUUUGUAAUUUUUUUUUCGUUAUCAUAAUCUUGACCAUCAUCAUCAUCACUGUUUUCAUCACCAGAGUCGCUAUCAUCGUGAUGAGUCGACAUAGGGCUCAUCGGCGUAGUUUACAACUCGGUCGAUUCGGUCUUCUUUUUUGUCUAUAAUUAAUUAUUUUUUGAAGAUAUUCGAUUCGUAGUAAUCGAAUGUUACUUUUUUCAUUUACCAGCUUCCGAUUAUUUUCUGUUCUUUUUUUCCAUCUGAAGCCUAGCUCUUUCAUAAUUCGUCGUAAGCUUCAUUCCGAGCCAUUAAAAUUUAUAUCUUCUUUAAAUUUUUCGAAGCCUUUCUACGGUACGGAGUUUCGCUGCUUGUUAUGUAGUUAUUAUGAUUACAUCUUUUUAUUACAGAUUGAACGAAACUAUCCAUUCCGGUAACUUUCUUCUUCCCUGAUCUUUUCUUACCCGGAGUCCGCAACACGGCGAGCAAGCCAGAGCCUUUAGCUUCGUUAAUAAUGCACCUAACAGUACUCACUGAUGUUUUUGUUGCUUCCGAAGUCUGUUUUAAUUUUUCCAUAUCAUUCUUCCCCUGUUUUAUAAUGAAGCAAUAUACGUCGUACACAAAUUUUCUACCCUUUCUUUUAAGUACUACACCAGUUUGUCACGGCAUAGUGUAUGUUUUAUAAAAAAUCAACAAACACUCAAUAAAUAGCAAUGGCAACAAAGUCCACAAGCAAUUAUAACAAAUAACUUAACGAUUAAUAACGAUAGACUUUCCACUGUACGCAAGCGUACUUUUGGGAGCAAGCGGAAUGAGGGCGCGGUGCGGGACGCAAGGUUCGACUGAUCUACCAAUAACGCGCUCGAUACGAUUUCCCCUGCCGUCGCGCCUCACCCUCACCACCAAAGUGAUCUAAAAUUCGGUUCUGCGCAGUCAAGGUCAUUUGCUCAAGAAGUUUGCCGAUUACUAUACAUUUAUUUAGAAACAGUUUUCAACGCAGACUGUUGCAUUAACUAGUUGGAUAGCUUCGCCCACCUUUAGAGGUAAAAAGUAAUAAUAAAAAAUACAUUUUGCUAUUAUAUUAUUUCAGACUUUUCAAAUACUUGACAAUUUACGUAGUCUCUGAGCCAGGGUCCAGGGGCGAAGCCCUGGCCGGGGGUAGGGAGGACGGAGCCCCCCGUUCCCAUAAAAAAACAAUGAACUGUUUUUUAAUUUUUAAAUAAACUACAACUAAUUGAAUAAGAACUGUCUGAUGAACUCAUCUUUGUUUAAUACUUCAAUAUUCAAUUUUAUUGCCUUUUGUUUAUUUCACUUUUACACUAAACACAGUAUUGCAAAUUACCCGAGCACAACAAUGGCGGAGAAUUUUAGGUGCGUGAGAGCAGACGUAGAUACUAACGCGCAUGCGCACUUGUUACUACCCAGGGAGGAAAAAUUACACUUUCUUCCCUGUACAGUCUGGUGAAACUUAGUUAAAAAAAAAGGUAGUAUGAAACGCAUGGAACCUUUAAUGGCGACAGAACCCAUCAAAGUAGGGAAGUCUAGUCAUUCAUAUGGUUGCUAUGACAUCAAAAAACUCUCUUGUUUUAACCGUAUAAUACGACCAUCUUUGGCGGCCAUGUUUGUUUACAAGAUUGCAAUCCGUCAAUGUCAGUUUACUUCAUGGUUUGUUUUAUUUAAUUCUGUCUUUUUUAAAAUUAAAAUUAAAGCUGUUUAGUAGUAAUUUGCGUAGUUUUCAUGUUAAUGAUCUGUAAACCUGUGCAGUGAUUUAUCUUUGAUAAAUAUGCCAAUUGUAACGUGCGAGAUAUGUGGACUGAGAACAAGUCGGGUGGAUAACAAAAAACGAACAUUUAUGGCUCAAUUUCCACUGGAUGAAGAUCGGUGCAAACAAUGGGUAAAAAUAACAGGUAAAGAAGACUUGGCCUAUGUGCCUAUAGAAAAAUUGCACCAAUUGAAACAUAUUUGUGGAAAGCAUUUUCGACCUAAGGAUUUUAAAAAGAAAAGGACACAACUUAGAAGAAAUGCUGUUCCAUGUAUCGAAAUUACGGCUGAGCCCCUGAGCGAUGAAAUAUUGAGUGAUUUCCCACUCCAUUUACCUAAAAAAGCUGUAGAAGACCAACACCUACAGUUUGAUGCCACCAAUCCUUCAAUACCGCAAUGUUCAAAAGACUUUUUUGCAUGCAUAGUACAAGAACACAAUUAUUGUAAGCAUAAUGAUACAGAACGAACCCUGCCGUCUCCAUCAGUCAUUAUGGGAAGAAAAGGUCCUGCAGCCUAAAACCUUCAACAUCGAUUCAAAACUACCUAUUACCUGUCCAGGAAACUGCAUCAGAUUAUUUAAAAAGGAAAAGAUCGUGCAGCCCCAAACCUUCAACAUCGACUCAAAAACAUGUAUCAACUACCCAGGCAUCGGCGACUGCGCCAGAUAAUUUAAAAAGAAAAAGAUCCUACAGCCCCGAGACCCUCAACAUCAAUUCAGAAAAAUGUUGACACACCAAGAAAGAAAAAAUUACGAAAGAAGAUAAAGGAACAAAAAAUUAAAAUAAAAAAUCUUCAAAAGCAUGUUAAUCAAAUUGGGAAACUCAAUUCACCAAUACUGAAAAGUUUUAUUUCUGCUUCUAUUAGGAACAACAACCGAAAACCGCAAGGGAAACGUUGGACCAAAUUGAAUAAAAGCAUUGCCAUCGCUAUCUAUAAAAAGUCUCCAAAAGCGUACAGGUAUCUGAAACAGUUAUUGCCAAUACCAAGUGUUAGAACAUUACAGACAAUUUUACAAAAUAUCCAAAUGGAUCCAGGAAUAUAUCCAGCUGUGAUUUCUUAUUUAAAAAAAGAAGGCGAAAAAAUGUCUGAAAAAAAUAAGUUGUGUGUUGCUAUGUUCGACGAAAUAGCGUUGAAGAAGAGAUUAAUCUACAGUGCUAGUUCUGAUAUAGUUGAGGGCUAUGUUGAUUUUGGAAUGGAAGAAGGCAGAACUGGAGAAAUGGCAGAUCACGCGCUAGUUUUUAUGCUGCAAGGCUUACACAAAAAAUUUAAACAGCCGAUUGCGCAUUACUUUGUCAAGGGCACAAUUUCAACACAAAAAUUGGUUGUAAAAAAUGUUAUAAAAACUGUAAGAGAUGUUGGAUAUACUGUAGUAGCGACGGUAUGUGACCAGGGUCCCACGAAUGUUGGAGCGCUAAACUUAUUAAAGCGCUUUUGUGGCAACCCUGCAGAUUCAAAUUAUUUUAUAGUAAAUAAAGAAAAAGUUUUUAUUAUUUUCGAUGUGCCACAUCUCUUCAAGUCCAUUAGAAAUGAUUUCCUCAAUGGCGGUACAUUGGUUAUGGCAAAUAAAAAGGCAAAGUGGUCUCAUAUAAUUCAAUUAGAAGAAAAAAACAGAAGCACGCUUCAUUUCACCAAAAUCACAAAAUUACACGUAGAUCCGAAAUUUCGUGCCAGAAUGAAAGUUAAAUUAGCUGCCCAAAUACUGAGCAACACAGUUGCUGCAAUUCUAAAAUUACUUUCCAAAAUAUCAAACAGCCGAGAAAUGCUACAAAGUGCAGAAAUAAUUGAAGAUUUAGAUCGCCUUUUCGACUGUACAAACGGGCCAUCUUCUCGGCACGAUAUGAAAAAAAAAAUUAGGGAAAAUGUGCGCGAGAACAGCUUUCACCAUAGACUUUGGAUCGAGUAUAAAGAAAAACUUAGAAGCCUUCAUUUUUUAAUCUGACAGUCAUUUGAGACAACGUGAGAUGUGUCAAUGGAUAUAUCACAACCAUAACCUCCCUUCAGAGUAUAUGGGUGUUUGUAGAGAGCAAACAUUUCAAAUAUUUAAAUCUGAGACAACUCAAUCAGGAUUCCCUGGAAAAUUUGUUCGGAGCUAUUAGGCAACACAGCCCAACAAAUAGAAACCCCACCUGUCAUCAUUUCCAAGCAGCCUUAAAGUCGUCAGUUCUAACUCGCCUGAGUGUACCCCGAAGCAGAGGAACAAACUGUGAAAGCGAUGAUGGUGAAAUAUUGUUCGAUUUUCACGACAUAGUAUUUGAUAAAAAAAACACAGAGGAAAAGAAAUCUUGUGGCGAAAAUCUGCUACUUCCAGGUACCCAUCGAAAGGAACCUUCGGUGUCUUCAAAUGAAGGUGUGCUUGCUUCAUGUACCCCUAGAAAUGAUAAUUUCUCAACCUCAGAUGAAAAUUUGCCACUGUUGCAUUUAGACGAUACAGAUGACUAUGAUGAGACAGAAUCUGACAAGCAAUUGGAAGAACUGUAUAAAAUGUUUGACAAGCAGCCAACUGUGUAUGUCAGUGGCUAUCUAGCUAAAGUUAUUUUGAAAAAGCAAAAAUGUCAAGAGUGCUGUCAAACAUUAAAAGUUUCGAAUCCUGAACAAAAUUCAAUUUAUGAUUACAUAGCCUUACGAGAAUGGUGGAGCGACAAAUCUUCCCUCACAGACCCGACACUUCAGCUUUGUAAAACCGUUGAUUUAGCUACAAAGGUAUUUGAGAGCGAAGUACGACUACAAUUAUUUCGCCAAAAUAUCAGUGACUAUUGUUUUACAAUAAUGAUAACUUUCUGUGAUACGUCAUGGAUGUGUAAAGAUCACAGAAGUAUGAUGUCUGAGAUCUUGUUGCGUCGCCUAAGUCAUUUAUUAAUAAGAAACGAUUGCCGCAAUAUAAAUCUUUCCUUCGCGAUAACCGAGGAAACUUCUGCAGAUUUAUCGAAGAAAGCGCAACAACAAGCUAUUGCGAAAUAAAUAAUGUCGUCAGUAGAACAUAACCUCCAGAACCAACACACCCGGCGUCCAAAUUCUUCAGCGGCGACGGAAAAUGUGCCAGUAGUUAAUUUAGCAUUAAAUAUUAUUUCUUAGUUACUAGAUAGUAAUAAAAAUAUACAAUAAAAAAAA